Molecule: messenger RNA, 853 nt
Organism: Cutaneotrichosporon oleaginosum
Lineage: Eukaryota; Fungi; Basidiomycota; Tremellomycetes; Trichosporonales; Trichosporonaceae
Biological process (GO): mRNA splicing, via spliceosome
Cellular component (GO): U2AF complex; spliceosomal complex
Molecular function (GO): pre-mRNA 3'-splice site binding; metal ion binding
Source: RefSeq, a predicted model, not a curated record
GGCGACGUCUUGUCAAUUGAUCCCACAGCGCGACUUUCAUAUCACCGACACUCAUCACGCAGCUUCUCCCGUCCAUUUCACAGAUUCACCUCUAGCUCCCAGCUCCAUCAAUCUUCUCUCGCAACCAACCAUGUCGUCGGGCCGUGAUAUCUAUGGUACUGAACAGGAUCGAGUGAACUGCUCGUUUUACCUCAAGAUUGGUGCGUGCCGCCAUGGCGAUCGCUGCUCGCGUAAGCACAUCAGACCAGGCUUCUCGCAGACGGUUCUUCUCCCAAACGUGUACAACAACCCGUCGCACACUACUGAGGGGGCCAUGAUGACGCCCGAGGAGCUGCAGGCAGACUUUGACCGUUUCUAUGAAGAUUUCUUCAUCCAGCUGUGCAAGUACGGAAACGUGCAGGAAAUGCACGUGUGCGACAACGUUGGCGAUCACCUCGAGGGCAACGUCUACGUGAGGUAUGAGUGGGAGGCUGAGGCAGCAAAGGCGGUAGACCAGCUCAACAACCGGUGGUACGGCAUGCGCCCACUGCACGCCGAGCUGUCACCGGUGAGCGACUUCCGUGAGGCCUGCUGCCGCCAGAACGAGCUCGGGGAAUGCAAGCGCGAAGGAUAUUGCAACUUCAUGCACCUGUGCCACCCAACGAAGGCCCUCGUCUCAAGCUUGCAGGCGAGCCAGCGGAUAUCGCGCCGCAAGAUCGCGAACGGUAUCGCCGGCGCCGACACGGGCGAGCUCGGCUGGGUGCCUGGCGGAGGACGGAAGGACGAAAGCCUGGGCUGGGUGCCGGGACGGAGGUAGAUGUACAUGUACUGCAGUGUGAUGACAAGAUUCCGUCUACAACAGCUUGAGCUUGCC